Molecule: messenger RNA, 2397 nt
Organism: Aspergillus ruber CBS 135680
Lineage: Eukaryota; Fungi; Ascomycota; Eurotiomycetes; Eurotiales; Aspergillaceae
Product: DUF1212-domain-containing protein
Exons: 1
Coding region: 1-2397 (798 amino acids)
Biological process (GO): transmembrane transport
Molecular function (GO): transmembrane transporter activity
Source: RefSeq, a predicted model, not a curated record
AUGCCAAAGCAGGAGGUCCGCCGAGAAAAUGAGCAAGAUGCACAACCAGGACCAUCAUCGCAGCACCCUCCCAGUCCGAAACCAGCGCAGCGAACACCGAGUCCUCAACACCCGACAAGAUCACCGCGCGGUCAGCGCGUACGGUUCAAAUCAAGUGCAGGAUUUCAACAGAACCCGCCGAGAAGCCUGUCGACUGAAGAUGAAAGGACAGAAGCUGAAAAAACGCAGAGGAAUCAACAGCCUCAUCGGCCAUCGACGCCGUUUGAGCAUGGGUCUACGGAUAUUGCUGAUAUUCCGCUAAGCCAACGCACCACAGAAGCAGAGGAGCCGCAGCAAAAGGAAAGCAUGGGAAAGAAAGCAGAACAUGAAAUUGAAGACGAGGCCGAGGAAACAGAACAAAAUUUCAAGGAUCGGAUGAAGAACACGAUUGAUGUGAUGAAGAGGAAAACAGUCCAGUUCCUGGCUAUGCUGGGACGCGAGGAACAUAGCGGUGAUGAUUUAAGUCCAGGCGUUUACCAUGCGGACUGGGGUGGUGGGGGUGAUGUCCCCGUGUCAGAGGUCACAGAUAACAAACACAAGACUGAUGAGGAGAAGCGAAAACAGCAUGCGACUGCUAAUACCGAAGCGCACAAGCUCGUGCGAGAACUCAACCAGGACCAAUCCGCACAUCGACGUAACGCCCGUGGUAAACCCUAUCCACAUCAAGGUUCAGAUAUCCAAGAUACAGGAUCAGGAAUCGAGUCUGGUCUUCGCUACCGCUCUGGCGGCGGCGGCGUCCUCUCCCAACUCAUGAAGCUCAACAACCCACAAGACCAAGGGGGUGCAGCAGGCCGGUCGUCAAGCGAAGCAUCCACCCCGGCAGCGUCAGGCGCAACAACACCCCGCAAAGACAGGCCCAAAUGGUACAAGAAACAACAAAACGUCUCCACAACAACCUUAGGAUCACAGGCACGGAGCGGAGCAAGCACACCAGUAGGCAACGAGUCCCUAUCCGCAGCGUCAAAGCGCCAAUCUAAACAACCAGACCACAAAAGACUAGAAGACGAGAUCCGCGUCACAAUCCAUAUCGCCGAGAUCAUCGCCCGCCAGAGAUACAUCAUGCAGCUCUGCAGAGCGCUCAUGAAAUUCGGCGCGCCAACACACCGUCUUGAAGAAUACAUGCAGAUGACAGCAAAGGUCCUCGAAGUCGACAGUCAAUACCUCUACCUACCGGGCUGCAUGAUAAUGUCCUUCGAUGACCCGUCCACACGGACAACAGAAGUCAAACUCGUCCGCGUAGCACAGGGCAUCGAUCUAGGCCAACUAGCCAACACACACGCUGUCUACAAAAAUGUCGUCCACGAUAUCAUCGGCGUCGAAGAAGCAAUCCAAGAGCUAGAAGAAAUCAUGAAAAAGAGACCCCGCUUCAACAAAUACAUUGUCGUCUUCGUCUACGGUCUUGCAACAGCCACAGUCGGCCCCUUCGCCUUCGAAGCAAGACCAAUAGAUAUGCCCAUCAUCUUUAUCAACGGCUGUCUUCUCGCUAUCAUGCAACAUGUUAUCGCUCCCCGAUCAGUCCUGUACUCCAACGUCUUCGAGGUCACCGGCUCUGUGCUUACCUCGUUUCUCGCGCGAGCCUUCGGGUCCAUACGGCAUAACUCCGAGUUCCUCUUCUGUUUUUCCGCCAUCUCUCAAUCCUCCAUCGCGCUAAUCCUCCCGGGAUUCCUCGUUCUCUGCAGUUCGCUCGAACUUCAAUCGCACCAAAUCGCCGCAGGCUCCAUCCGCAUGGUCUACGCAAUCAUCUACUCCCUCUUCCUAGGCUAUGGUAUUACCGUUGGAACAACAAUCUACGGCCUCAUCGACAACAACGCAACAUCCGAAACCCAGUGUUCGAAGAUAGGUGCUUUUAAAAAUCCCUACGUACAGCGCUUUCCCUUUGUCGCGAUUAUGGUCGUCUGGCUGGUUAUCAUCAAUCAAGGCCGAUUUAAGCAAAUACCCCCCAUGCUAGUCAUCGCGCUAGCAGGCUACAUAACAAACUACUUCUGCACCGAAACCCUUGGCUCAAACUCCCAAGUCGCAAACACAGUCGGCGCCUUCACAGUCGGCGUAUGCGGAAACCUCUACUCCCGGAUCUGGCAUGGCCACGCAGCAACGGCUAUCCUCCCUGGUAUAUUCGUGUUGGUCCCGAGUGGACUUGCGGCGACGGGGAGUUUGAUUUCGGGGGUUCAUUCUGCGGAUGAGAUCAAGUCGAAUGUGGGGCAGAAGGGAGGAGGGAAUGGAGGUACAGGAGAUACGAGUGUGACGAAUUUGGGCUUUGGGAUGAUUCAGGUUGCGAUUGGGAUUACGAUUGGGUUGUUUUUGGCGGCAUUGAUUGUUUAUCCGUAUGGAAAGAGGAGGAGUGGGUUGUUCAGUUUCUAG